CCCUCACCAAGCCUGGUCGCUGAAGUCUACUGACAUUAUCAAGGAUGGUUCGAGCUACCUUUUUGGCCUUUUGCCUGCUCGGCGCGCUGUUCCUGGUGAUGCCGGCCGCUGCCUACCCCAGGUAUCUUGGCAACUACUACCGCACAGGAGUUCAAUAUGAACCCGAGCAAAUCAUGGACAUGCUGAACCGUCUCAACGAACUUAUGGAAAUGGAACGCAAGAUGGAAAACUUCAAAGAGGACAUUAUUGGCAGCGAGAAACGUGCUCUCGACAUGGGUCUUAACCGUGGAUAUUCUGGAGCUCUUCACGCCAAGCACCUCAUGGGAAUGGCCGCAGCUAACUACGCCUCCGGACCCGGCAGGAGGCGACGUGACGUCGAAUAAACAAAAACCAAAGUCUAGUCUAAACGCCGUCACCUUUUAUUGGGCUUCACAAUUGUCUAUGCUUAAUAUUGUUAAAUCAAUUUAUCCGUCAAAUUAGUGUAGAAAGUUCCAUAAUAUUAAUCGGCCUAUUUCCUAUCAAAAAUUUGAUAUACUCGUUUCAAAGAUAAUUUUUAAGCUUUUUGUCUUUACAGUUUUUUAUAGUCACUGAUUUCAACAAAAAAAAUAUAAAUUUAUUUUUGUUUUUAUUCUAUUUCCAUUCAAACAGUAUUGUUUCAGUAUUAAAAUAGUUCCUUAAUAUCUAAUCCAUAUUAGAAUGCUUGAAAUUAUAAUAUCUUUAUAUAAAUGUACGUUCUAUCGACAGUAGAUAAAUGUUGCUAAUGUAGUGAGUUCCGUGUUUCCUACUAACCUUUGUGAAAUUCUAGUCUAUUGUAAGUACCUCCUGUCUAGAGUUUAUUGUUAAUAAUAAAGAGAUAUACAUAUUUACAUUAA
Messenger RNA from Nymphalis io (European peacock), 872 nucleotides. RefSeq names its product diuretic hormone class 2 (gene Dh31). Gene Ontology annotation, biological process: body fluid secretion. The coding region runs from base 45 to 383 and encodes 112 amino acids. The transcript has 5 exons. Gene Ontology annotation, molecular function: diuretic hormone activity; G protein-coupled receptor binding. The record is from RefSeq and is a predicted model, not a curated record. Lineage: Eukaryota; Metazoa; Arthropoda; Insecta; Lepidoptera; Nymphalidae.